This is a messenger RNA of Striga hermonthica, 1345 nucleotides long. The record is from the annotation of a GenBank genome assembly. NCBI's taxonomy places the organism in Eukaryota, Viridiplantae, Streptophyta, Magnoliopsida, Lamiales, Orobanchaceae.
GUGGAUGGUCGAGCAGAGAGGCGCGCUCGAGGACACCCGUUCUCGGCGGACAUACUGGCAGCACCCUUGCCAAAUAAUUACAAGGAUACUAACCUGGUGUUUGAUGGGAUUUCUGAUCCGUCGAGACAUGUGAGGACAUUCGAAAAUAUGGCUGUGUUACAUGGAUAUACUGACCCUGUUAGUUGCAGGUCCUUUUUAUCAACCCUUAGGGGAGGGGCGCUCGACUGGUUCCAACAGCUCCCCCCAGGCUCGAUAGUGGACUUUGAGGAUUUUGCGGAGAAGUUGACAAAUCAAUAUUCGAGCGCGGUGGCUCAGGAGAAAAUGUAUUUGACAUUGAUGGCAAUGAGACAAGGCGAGAAAGAGUCAUUGCGUAAGUAUGUUGCUCGAUACAAUCAGGCUUGUUUGGAGAUUCUAUCGGCGGUCGAUGAGGUCAAGGCGGGAGGACUGAUAAGGAGUUUGCGGGCAGGACCGUGUCGGACUUCCCUGGCUAAGACCCCUUCUCAGACGUAUGAUGAGGUAAUGAGGAGAUGCAGGAAAUAUAUCAAUCUCGAGGAGACUGAGGCGGAGUUUGCCAAACUGGAGGAGCUAGGUCGAGGGGAGUCGAGGAAGGAGAAAGCAGUGUCGCCUAAAAGGAAAACCUCGCCCAGGAGGGAGGGGCGAGUUAAGCAAGAUCGAGGGCGAGAAGACAGGUGGAAGGACCGACCUAUCUCUGGAGGGAAGAGGUUCCAUGAUUACACCCCCCUGAACGCGAAGGUAGCCGAGGUUCUGAUGGCUAUGGAAAAAGGGAUAGAUGGGAAAGAUGUGACGUGGCCAAGGUCGAGGUUCGAGGGACCCACCCAACCGAAGUCGAGGAGAUAUUGCCACUUUCACAAAGACUAUGGCCAUACUACUGAGGAUUGUCGUCAUCUCAAGGACGAGAUUGAGCGCCUUAUUCGAGCAGGGCAUCUUAAGGAGUUUGUUUAUCAGGAUAAGGGGAGGAGGAAGGAGAAGAGAAGGUGUCGGGAGGACUCGGUAGAGAGGAGUGAGGAAGAUGAUGAUGAGGAUACGCGAGGCGGUCGAGAUGGUCGAAAAAGAGAUGAGGGGAAGAGGAGGCGAGGAAGUAGAGAGCGGGAAAGAGAAGGAGACAUAGGCCAAGUAAAAAGAGGCACAAUAUAUAUGAUUUCAGGAGGACCGACUGACGGGGACUCGAACAAUGCGAGGAGAGGCCACGUUCGAGCAAUGAAAAGGAAGAGGGAAGAGGUGAGUAUUGCGACCCGCAUGCCAGUGAUAAGUUUUAAGGCGGAGGAUGCCGAGGGAGUGGUCCUGCCGCACAAUGAUGCCUUGGUGAUAACCGCGGAGGUUGCAG